UCAUAUAAAUUAACUGUGAAUAUAUGAGGACUGAAAACACUUUAUUAACUCCCACAUGGCAACGGAUCUAUGAGCAAAAGCAGCAUGGACUUACACAGGAUAGCUAUUGCCAUUGGUAGAAUUCCACUAGCAGACCAUGGCAGGAAAAAUGUAGUCGGUAAAGUCGAUUUGCAUAGUUGUUCAGUACAGUGUUUUAUACUCCAUCUCACUCACAAAAUUAAGUCAUUCAAUCCAGAAAAUGAAGUCUGUUAUGGACUGAACACUGACCAUAAACAAUGUCUGAGAUGAUAAAACAGAAAUAUAAGGCGCUGCAAGAGUCUUGGUUACAUCCAGACUUGGUUUAUGCCUUCAUUUUUUGAUCUAUAAUAAUAGUCAAGAGCAAGGUACUCACAAUUUCAGAAGAUUCUGAUACCACAGAAAUUAAAAGCGGAAAAAAAAUAGGGAACAAAGGUAAGACAGAGUGUGGAGAGAAAAAAGGAGAUAAGGAGAAGAAUUCCAAACUAAUGGAAUUUCUCCUCUCCUCCUUCUACCCUGCACAAAAGCUAAAAAAAAGAAAAAAAAAGCCCAGCAUGGAAAUAAUCCAUUUUGUACUUCAUCUUCGUUUUCAAGGAAUGGCUGCUCUUAGGAGAAAGCUAACUGUAGUUGGAGAUGACUGCUGUGGUAAGACGUGCCUCCUCUUUGCUCUGUGUCACGAGCAGCUUCCCAAGACCUACGAGCCAACUCUGUUUGACGCUUACACCACUGACACAGAAGUAGAUGGGAAAGAGAUGAAACUAAUCCUCUUCGAUGUGGCAGGGAAGAAUGAAGUCAGUUACCGAAAUCUCCGCUCAGUGUUCUACGAGGACACCGACAUUAUUUUAAUGUGCUUCUCUGUGGACAGGCAUGACUCACAGCAAAACAUCCUUGAUUUUUGGAUUCCAGAAAUCAAAGUGUUCUGCCCCACAGUACCUAUUAUUCUGGUGGCUACCAAGACAGAACUAAGGGGCGAUGAAGGUAUUAAGAAGAAACUAACUUCUCCAGGCAAUGAGCCAAUUAGCACUACAGAAGGAAAAGCUUUAGCUGCCAGCAUUGGGGCAUAUGCUUAUCUGGAGUGUUCUGCCAAGACAAAAGAAGGUAUUGAUACAGCUCUGGAGAUUAUUAGCCAAUGCGCAUUAAAUGAGAAAAGGAGGAGAAAGAGGCACUACAGGCGCUGCCAAAUUUUGUAAGAGGAGUGAAUAUUAUUUUGUUGUUGGAUUUCAUCCUGUGGAAAGCACUUGCAGGCAGAAGACAUGAAGUAAAGGGAAUGCCAACAACCAUGCUCUCAGCUUUGCAAGUCAUUAACAAUCUGGAAAGAGACUGAGAAAUCCUGUCAACCUAAGCAGAAAAUCUCAGAGAGGCACAGAGAUGGACCAAAAUGGAAGGACUUUGGGUGCAUCUCCACACUACUCCUUUCUGUGAAGCACUGAUUGCUGGCAGCCCAAGGAACUGAGUUAUGGACUGACAUUAAAGGCACAGGUCUGGAAGCGGACAAAUAAUGUGACUUCAGGAUUUGAAGACACAUGCUGUAACACAGCGGACAGAGAAACAUUUCAAGAUAAACCCCUUCUGAUCCUGAAGUAAAGGUACAGGGCUAAUUGAGCAUAACCGUCAUGAACUGCGAGAACAUGGAAGUCUAUCACUUUCUUUUGCUGACUUCCUUGGUGUUGGUUUCAUCACUCUGGCAGCUCAGUUGCAGUUUCCCAGGGGGAAACAAAAUAAGAAUAAGCAUAAAUUUUUAAACCGAUUAUGCCACCUGGAGCUGUACACUUAGCAAGCCAGCUUUUCCAGGUGAAAGACCUAGUAAAAUACACACUUGAUUUUUUUCUUACCCAUUCUUCCCACCAGUAUUUGUCUAUUGAUGGUAUCACGGGUAGAAAUACUGGGGUUGGCCAAGUAUUCAUGACUGGAUGGGUUGCUGCUUUCCUUCUACAUCACUUUUUAGUAACAGUUUUUAAGUCCACAAUCACACUGUGGCAUAAUAACAAAUGCUUCAAAGACGACACUUUACAUUUCCAAAAGUACCUUUCUUCAUAGAAUCUCUGAGCACUUUUCAACAUGAAUUACCAACGCACCUCUUGGUGAUAAGUAGGUGUUAUUUCCUUUUUCAAAACGGAGAAGCUUAAACUGCUGCCUAAAGUAACUGUGAACCAUCUACUUCUUGGAGCUUUCUUUUUCUUGACUUGUUUUCCAUGCCCUUUCCCUUUUGCCUCCUGGACCAUUCUUAACCUCAAUUUCCUCUCCUCUCUGCUUGUGAUAAUCCCCUCAGUGCAACCUGAUCUAGUACCCAAACUUUAAAACUCUUCUCCCUGUGCAACUUGGAUGUAAGUGUGUGCUGUGCCUAAGUGCUCUCCUGAUUCAGCUGGUAACGCACAUUAGUGCAUUUCAAAGAGCUGUAUUUAUGUAGAUAGGUUUAAAUUGUUAUUUCCAUUUUAUAUGUGUAUGUGUGGGUGGGGAGGAUUAGACUGCAGAUAAGUUAAAGAACACAGGUGUCUCAGGUGCCUCUGAUGUGGGGUAUUGAAUUGGAGAGAGGCAGUUUUGCAAAGAUGCUAACCACUUACUGCUCCCAUUACUUGGAAAGUUCAGACCAGUUUGGAGAAUCUGAGCUUUCACUGCCCGUUGCUUAGUGGGACACUGGUCAGCUCAUUGACUGGUGUCUGUUUUCAAUCUAAACAAACAAGUAUUUUCCUCCAGAAGGGCGCUUUGUUCAAGAUAAGGGUAACUGGUUUCACUCCCAGUAUUCACUGUAUGUAUCUCUAAAUUAAACUGUUGUUACACUGA
Messenger RNA from Aquila chrysaetos chrysaetos, 2796 nucleotides. Its product is annotated as ras-like GTP-binding protein RHO. Gene Ontology annotation, molecular function: GTPase activity; GTP binding. The record is from RefSeq and is a predicted model, not a curated record. The transcript is spliced from 2 exons. Bases 504 to 1205 code for a protein of 233 amino acids. Gene Ontology annotation, biological process: small GTPase-mediated signal transduction. Lineage: Eukaryota; Metazoa; Chordata; Aves; Accipitriformes; Accipitridae.